UGCACAACACGGAAAUGAGAAUUUAAAAACACUAAUCCUGCAGAAGCUUCAUUGGUCGUCGUUUCUGUUGAAAAUGACUGCUGAUCGCGGUCAGUGAGAAUCAUACUGCAGGCUGGACAUCUGCCGGUGUUUGUGUCCUCUUAUGAGUGUGAUGAGUCCUGUUGAUGACAGUUAUUGAUCUUCAUCAUGAAGCUGAGCUCAUCACUGUUUGCUUUACUGUGUCUCGUGUGUGAGAUUGUGUCCAUCGCUCUUUUCCUGCGAGGAUUCUUCCCUGUUCCUGUCAAAUCAUCCCUUUCAGCCCAGAGCACAGAGAGUCAUGUUCCUGCAGAGCCACAGACGGGUAGUGAGCCAAACACCAGCAAAGUUCCCGAGCCUUUGUUCAAGCGGGUGGUGAUCGUCCUGAUCGACGCUCUCAGAGAGGACUUUGUGUUCGGCUCUGAUGGCCGCAGGUUCAUGCCCUACACCAGUCAUGUGGUGGAGAGAGGCUCUUCUCACAGCUUCAUCGCCAAAGCCAGACCGCCCACUGUCACCAUGCCCAGAAUUAAGGCUCUGACCACCGGCAGCAUCCCGGGCUUCAUAGACGUGGUGAUGAACCUGAACUCUCCAGCUCUGCUGGAGGACAAUCUCAUCUGGCAGGCCAAGAGCGCUGGCAAACGGAUCAUCUUCUACGGCGACGACACCUGGGUUCGACUCUUCCCCAAACACUUCUUGGAGCAUGACGGCACUACCUCAUUUUUUGUGUCCGACUACACAGAGGUGGACAAUAAUGUGACCCGUCAUCUGGACGGCACUCUGAAGCGAGAUGACUGGGAUAUUCUGAUUCUGCAUUAUCUGGGUCUAGACCACAUCGGGCAUAUCAGCGGACCCCACAGCUCUCUGAUAGGACCCAAACUCAUGGAGAUGGACGACAUCAUCAAGAAGAUACAUGCCUCGCUCAUAUCAAAGGAAUCUGAAGGGACGUUGCCCAACUUACUGGUUCUGUGUGGAGAUCACGGCAUGUCUGAAACCGGCAGCCACGGCGGGUCUUCGGAACCGGAAAUCAACACGCCCCUCGUGCUCAUCAGCCCCGCCUUCAGGAGGAAAGUGGGAUUUGAGAAGCCAGGCGUCCUGGAGCAGGUGGAUCUGACCCCCACCCUUGCACUCGGUCUGGGGUUACCCAUCUCCAAGAACAGCGUGGGCCAUUUGAUUCCAGCAGUGUUUGAGGAGUUAUCACUCAGAGAACAGCUGCGCCUCCUCCAGAUCAAUGGACACCAGCUCAGCCGCCUCCUACAGGACAGCAAUCCCACCUUCCACAAGGAGGCCGGUUACGAGCAGUUUCGGGUGGCGGAGAAAUCUCACGGAAGCUGGUUGAAGCUCUAUUUGGAUGGAAACACGUCAGAGGUUCUGAGUAACAUGGGCAAGAAGGUUCUCAAACAGUAUCUGGAGGCUCUGAAGGCCAUGAGUUCAGCUCUGAGCAAACAGCUGGGCAAAUACGACAUGUACUCCAUGAUCAUGGGCAUGAUCUUCAUACUGCAGGUGCUGUUUUGUCUGAUGUUGGCCAUGCCAGAGGCUUUGAGCAGGGAGGCCGUUGUGGAUGUCCCACUGGCGUCGUCUCUGCUCUCUUUGCCCUUUUACCUGUUGUGUCUUUUUGGCUCGGCUCUUCACGUACUGGUCUGCACCUCCACUGGGGGCACAUGCUACCUCUGCUCUCUCCCUUGGGUCCUAGUGUUCACCGUCAUCCUCUUGUCCUCCGCCUUCACAUGUGCUCUGGUUAGCAUGGCAGCGAGGAGGAUGCCGGCCAGCAACAAGACCCCUGCUAAGGGCUCUGACUGGACUCUGUCGGAGUUGGACGCUCUGUUGCUGAUCGGUACGGUGGGUCACACCUUGAGUUUGGGUUCCAGCAGCUUCAUAGAGGAGGAGCACCAGACCUGGUACUUCCUGCUCAACACGCUGUGCCUGGCCAUCUUCCAGGACGUCUGCAGGAAGUACUUCAGGGAACAGAGGCAUCGAGGUGAGGAACGGGACGAGGGGCCUUUGCUUCCCUCCAGCACGGAAGAAGGACCAUCAUUCUCCCCGGCGGUGGAGCUGGGAAUGAGUUCGGGCUCAGAGAAGUGGCUGGCGCUGGCGACCCCACUGCUGACCUUGACCUGCUGCCGCCUGCUGAGGUCACUGAAUCAGACCGGGGUGCAGUGGGCGCACCUGCCCGACUUUGGACACUGGCUCAACAGGUGAGAACACAGAGACAUCAUGUUCGCAUUUGAGUCCUUA
Carassius auratus (goldfish) is the source of this 2247-nucleotide messenger RNA. RefSeq names its product GPI ethanolamine phosphate transferase 2-like. The transcript has 9 exons. Gene Ontology annotation, cellular component: endoplasmic reticulum membrane. Lineage: Eukaryota; Metazoa; Chordata; Actinopteri; Cypriniformes; Cyprinidae. The coding region runs from base 187 to 2211 and encodes 674 amino acids. The record is from RefSeq and is a predicted model, not a curated record. Gene Ontology annotation, biological process: GPI anchor biosynthetic process.